This is a messenger RNA of Anopheles marshallii, 2370 nucleotides long. It is a transcript of the gene Nep3, whose product is annotated as endothelin-converting enzyme homolog. Gene Ontology annotation, biological process: protein processing. The transcript has 5 exons. Bases 1 to 2370 code for a protein of 789 amino acids. Gene Ontology annotation, cellular component: plasma membrane. Lineage: Eukaryota; Metazoa; Arthropoda; Insecta; Diptera; Culicidae. The record is from RefSeq and is a predicted model, not a curated record. Gene Ontology annotation, molecular function: metalloendopeptidase activity.
AUGUCGGUUCAGAUGACGAGAUAUAAGCAGGCGCAGUUUGCGGACGAGGAUAGCAGUAGUAUCGGGUCGAUACAGAUCAACGAGACGACUCGCAGCCCUACGAUGCACAUUCGUUAUCAUGCCGCACGUGGCACCUCACUGUGGAAUGCCCGGAGCAAGCUGGAGAAGGUCCUGCUGCUGCUGUUGGCGUUCGCGAUCAUACUGAUCGUGGUGCUGAGCAGUCUGCUAGCGAACGAUAGUACGCGCAUUCUGCACGUGCGCCCUCACGUAGGUUCCGAUCCUUUCGGGGUGGACGAGCAACUGCCCUGCCUCAAUCAGCACUGCAUCUUCGCGGCUAGCGAGAUACUGCACUCGAUCGACUGGAGUGUAGAUCCGUGCGAUGAUUUCUAUGCGUUUUCGUGCAACCAGUGGAUCCGCAACAACCCCAUCCCGGAGGGUAAGUCCAUGUGGGGGUUGUUCGGGAAGCUGGAGCAACAGAAUCAACUGGUGCUGAAGAACGCCCUCGAACGGCCGCUAGCCGAGUUUAAAUCGAAGGCAGAGAAGAAGGCCAAACUGUACUACCAGUCGUGCCUGGACGAGGACGAAACGAUGGAGAAGCUGGGCGCGGAACCGCUGCAGAAGCUGCUGCGCCAAAUCGGCGGUUGGAAUGUGACGGCCAACGCGAGUGGGUUCGACGUGCAGCGGUGGUCGCUGCAGCGCACGCUGCAAACGCUACAGAUACGCUACAACAUGGGCGGAUUGUUCGGGUGGGCGGUCGGUGAGGAUGAUCGGAAUUCAAGCAAGCAUAUCAUACAGAUCGAUCAAGGCGGGCUUACGCUUCCUUCGCGCGAUAACUAUCUAAACAAAACGGCAAACGCGAAGAUACUGACCGCCUAUCUGGAGUACAUGACCAAGGUGUCGGUGUUGCUCGGUGCGGACGAAACAGACGCCCGUCGGCAGAUGCUGGAGGUGAUUGAGUUUGAGACGCGUCUUGCUAACAUCACCACGCCGCAGGAUAUGCGUCGAGAUGAGGAGACGCUUUACCACCCGAUGACGCUCGCAAUGCUGCAGGAAAAGGCCCCGUUUAUCAACUGGCAGGAACAUUUCGAGGAAGCGUUCCGGUUGGUGCGCCGGAAGAUUACCGAGAAGGAGCGCGUUGUCGUGUACGCUCCGGAGUACCUCGAAAAGCUAAACAUCCUGAUGAAGGAGUACACGGCUACGGAUGAGAAGAAGAUUAUACUGAACAACUAUCUGGUGUGGCAGACUGUACGCACGCUUACCGCUUGCUUAUCGAAAGCGUUCCGGGAUGCAUACAAGGGCCUUCGGAAGGCACUGAUGGGUUCGGAUGGUGGCGAGGAGCUGUGGAGAUACUGCGUGUCGGAUACGAGCAAUGUGCUCGGGUUCGCCGUUGGUGCUAUGUUUGUGCGGGAUGUGUUUCAUGGUGAUUCGAAACCGCAAGCGGAAGACAUGAUCAAUCAGGUGCGGGAUGCGUUCAAGGCGAACUUCAAGAAUCUGGGCUGGAUGGAUGCGGAGACGCGUCGACUAGCGGUGGAGAAGGCGGAUGCGAUCAGCGAUAUGAUCGGGUUCCCCGAUUACAUCCUGCACCCGGAGGAGUUGGACCGAAAGUAUCAGGAUUUGACCAUUGAUCCGAAGACGUACUUCGACAACAACAUUAACUACAACAUCUACAGCUUGCGGAAGAACCUGGAAAAGCUGGACCAACCUGUCAACAAGACGAAGUGGGGCAUGACACCGCCGACCGUUAAUGCGUACUACACACCGACCAAGAACCAGAUCGUCUUUCCGGCCGGCAUACUGCAGAAUCCAUUCUUCGACAUCAAGAACUCCAAGAGUCUGAAUUACGGGGCGAUGGGUGUGGUGAUGGGGCACGAGCUGACACACGCAUUCGACGACCAGGGCCGGGAGUACGAUAAGUACGGUAAUCUGCACCAGUGGUGGAACAAUCAGACGAUCGAACGGUUCAAAAAUCAGACCGAAUGCUUCAACCAGCAGUACGGUGCGUACCGUAUUAAUGGCAAAACGAUCAAUGGGAAACAAACGAUGGGCGAGAACAUUGCGGACAAUGGUGGCCUAAAGGCGGCAUUCCACGCGUACAUUAACAACGAGAAGAACAGCUACACCGACACGGACACGUUACCCUUGCCGGGUGUGAAUAUGACCCACCGGCAGCUGUUCUUCGUGUCGUUCGCGCAGGUCUGGUGUUCGGCAGUGACGGACGAGACGACAACGCUGCAGAUAGAGAAGGAUUCACACUCACCGCCAAAGUAUCGCGUGAUAGGCCCGUUAUCGAACCUGAAGGAGUUCUCCGACACGUUCCACUGUCCACUCGGUACGGGUAUGAACCCGAGGGAGAAGUGCGUGGUAUGGUAA